CUUCGAGGUGCGAGAGGGGAUACAUUUCCUCAGUAUAUCGUUGCAGGAUAUUAUUUGUACUUUAAAACAUUUUAUUUAUUUCCAACUUCACACGAAGUAUACCGGACGUUACUUGAAACCCAUGAAAAGCACUGUCAACAGGUCGUUAGUUUGCUGAUUUCCGGAGCUGCUGUAAGGUUUCUAAUACUUCUUCAGGAAAUACUUGAUCGUCAAACUCUACAGUCUUCGCUGUUUUUUCUAGUUUUGUGGAAGAAUCCGGAAGAAAUGUACAAUAGAGACGUCACCUCAAUUAACCACUAAGAUGAAAUCUGUUUUCAAAUCCGACAAUACCAACUCAUUGGAGCCUGCCAUUAGUUCAUUCUUCUCUGGUAUUCAGAAAGGAGGGGAAGCAACAGAUAACCUAUUGUCGACCACCAGUAAAGAAGAAGAUGUACUAAAAUCGUUAUCUCUGAAAGCUGUGAAGCAUGAACUGGAUACCAAAGUUGAGGGUGGUUUCUCCGUCAUAAUUUCUCUACUGGAUGGCACAACUCUACACGUCACAAGUUCUGUUACCGAAGCUUUGGGAUAUCCAGAGGACUUCCUGGUCGGACAAUGUCUUACCAACUUCAUCCAUCCCCGAGAUCGGGUCACUUUUCUCAGUCACUUGACCGAAGGACUUAAUGUUCGCUUUGUCAAAGAAAACAAAGGUCAAUUUGGGAAUCAAGGUCAAGCUACGUUUUACUGCCGAAUUAGACAGUACAAUAGUCUUAAGAUGGGGUUUGAGAUCUCAAACAAGAAACCACAGUACAAACCUUUCAGCUUCACUUUUCACCUGAAAGACUUGGUGAAUGAUGACACCAGUGUUGAGGAGAGCAAUCAUAGUAGUUGUUUGAUAGCCACGAUUGUUCCUAUUUGCUCAGCAUACAAAGUUCCAGAAGAGGUUCCUGCUAUGACAACAUUUUCCACUCGCCAUACUUCUUCUUGUCACUUCAGUCAUAUUGAUGAGAGGGCUGUACCUUUUAUUGGUUACCUUCCUCAGGAUAUUAUUGGCAAAUCUGUUUUUGAAUUUUACCACUCUCAAGAUCUACCACAGUUAAGAGAUGUCUAUGAAUUAGUGAUAAAAGAACAAGGCCAUUCAUUCUGGAGUAAACCAUAUCGUUUCCGAGUCCUCAAUGGUUGUUUUAUCAUACUGGAGACAGAAUGGUCCUGUUUCAUCAAUCCCUGGUCCCGAAAACUGGAGUUUGUUAUCGCUAAUCACCGAGUUCUGAAAGGUCCUGAAGAUCCUGAUGUAUUUGGUGAAAAUUUUCGUGAGGAAGUAGCAUCUUCAGAAGAUGGAAUGAAAGAGAGUCAGAAAAUUCAAGAUGACAUAAGACACAUUCUAUCUCAGACUGUGAAGAGUUAUCUUGAUUACCCCAGCAAAAGUUAUGGGAGGAAAAGAAGACAAUCAUUGGCAUCUCUUGUCACAGGACUUGUAGAUGGAAUGGAAAAAACAAAGACGGAAGGUGUGUGUGGGGAUAAGGAAGAUCCAAGGGAAGAUUGCAGUUGUUCAGACCAUGGCUAUGUGGUAAUGGGGGAAGUGUCUCCGCAUCAAGAAACAAAUGAAUCAGACCCUUCUACUGAAACACCUCCAUCUUUAGAGGACAACUGGUUUGAAGAAAACAUUGAAAGAUUCUUUGCUAGUCAACCAAAAACUUACUCUGAUGGAUCAGGAGAAAGUAAAGGUGAAGAAAAACAAACAUCAGGUAGAACCACUGAUGAAGAAAAUGGAAAGAACUAUGGUUCAUCUGAAAACCAAAGUAAAUCUUCGAUUUCACACAAAUCAACAGUUGGGUAUGGAAUUACAGAUUAUGAAAGUAGUUCUUCUUCUAAGCGGAAAAUGUCAUCCAUUAUCACAAGAGACUCUGGUGUUGGAACCCUCUCUUCUGUACAAAGCAGCACAGAGCAAAAGAUGGAUAAUAGUUUUGAAGACUCUGAAAGAAAGGAAGUUACAUCCCCAAGAAAAGAACAAAAGAUUUCCAACCAGUGCAGGUACCUUACAGCUCAUGCAUUGUCUCAACACAAUCGAAGGGGUCAUAAACUCCUUAAGCAGCGUAAAGACAGGCAUGUUGCUAGUGCUAAUUCAGCAGCUCGUAAAGAGGCAUGCAGGCCAAAAGAGAAUAGCAAGCUGUUUUCCAAAGCAAAGUACUUGAAGACAACACGUCACCAAAAGUCUGACAUUAAGCCAAUGUUGAACACCUGCACACAAACUGAUCAGAUGCUGAAUAACAUGAUGCCUGUUGCAUUUAAUUUGAACCCUCCUUUUUCAUUAACCUCACUGUCUUCGGUAUCUCAAAACACACUGAUUACAACAACAGCCAGUACCAGUUCAACAUCUGUCACAUCCAGUUCUGCCGUUCCACCUGUUUAUACAUCAACACCAGCCAAUAUGAGCCAUCCCUUUAUUCCAUAUUUUUCUCAACCAGCUUCUUCAAGUGGAAUGUCUAACCCUUUCUAUUUCCCAGCUAUGAUCUGUUUCAAUGCCUUUCCUUAUUAUGCACCUCAUCCUUCUCAGUCAACAUCAAUGUGGCCAUUUACACCCAUGUCUAGUGUAAAUACUACAGCAUCAGAUGGUGAUGGUGCUAAGAUACCAUCUCCAGAAAAUAUCCAACAACUUACUCCAUCUGUAGUAACAGAGGGCAUUGCUGUCAGUAACCAGUAUAGUGAAACUGCUGGGAAAAAGUUAGCAGGAACACUGUUAAAUGUAGACCUAAAGUUUGAACUAUCACACAACAGACAGGCUAUUUCGAAAGGAAAUCAGUGUGAAGUACAAAAACAAAAGGUAAAGAAAAAUUCAUCUACAGGGCCCAAGAUACGACUUAAAAAAGUAGCCAAACAAAGCUUAGAAGGAGAUUCUUCCACAAGUGGUAACAAAGAUGAUUUGUCUCUUUCUUAUUGUGAGCCAAAGGAAGUCAAUUCUUCAUAUUUUGAUAAAUUUGAGCCAGAGAGAACAAAGAAACCAAAUCGAGUAAUCAGAAAAGAUCCACCAUGGCUUGAACGUGUAUGUCUGAGUUCAGAAGUAAUGUACCGCUAUCAACUGCCAGAGAAACAGAUGGAAGAUGUCCUGAAAAAGGAUCUAAAAGCUCUUCUAGACUUGCAGCAACCAGACUUAGUCACCCAUCAAUUGGCUCAGCUUCAUUCACAGUUUGAACAAGAACAGACAAUAGAUGAUGCUGAUGCUACAAAAAUGAAAAGCCCUUAUGGCAGUAACUUGAGCUUUUCUGUCCUUGAAGAAGACCUUGAUGAGGAGGGAGAAAAGCAAGAAGAGGCAAUGCUUGAUUUUAUAUCUGGAGGAAUGUGAAUGGACCAAUGACAGAAAAUGAAUUUCAGAACAUUUACCACUGACCCCAUCAUAGGUCUGUCUUUCAAAGGCAUUAAAACCUAACUCAUGAGUGAAGUACUCAUUCCACAUGAAGCAACUCAGAUGAUGACACAAUAAUGCAGAUUUUUAAAUUAAAUGUUUUUGCUUUCUAACAAGUAAUUUUAUCACUUAAAACAUUUAUAUCCUUGCAAAUUACCAGUUAAUUAUAAGCUAUUACAACUGGUGUAACUGUAUUCUAAAGUAAAUUUGUAAAUAUAAGCUAUCUUUCUAAAAAUAUUUUCAUGUUGCAUAGAAUAAGAUGGUAGGCUUUUCUGUACAAGUUUAAGAGCAAACCCAGACUAGGUUCUGGAGGGGGGGGGGGGCAGUUCCAAGUAGCAUAUGACAAACAAACGUUAAUAUUUAAAAAUGAAUUAAUACAAUUUACUCAAGCCACCACAAUUUUAUAAGGACACUACAUUUGUAACAUCACCCAGUGAUAAAACACGACAUUACAUAAAUACUAAUGAAAUAAUUAUAUAUAUAUAUAUCCUGAAUUUGGUAUUAAGUCAUCAGAUUCUGAACAAAAUCAAUGGAUAGACUAACUCCAUUUACCUGUCUUCAAUAAGCUAUCAGACAGAUACAUCCUGGCCUUAUGCUUUCUAAGAAGUCUUGUAAAAUAGUUACUAUCCUGGCUGUAUUAUGGUGUAAGCUAAUGUGUCAGAUUGGAAGAAAUAAGCCAAGAGGAUGAUAUAUCCUACUCUCCCACCCUCCCAUAUCUGCCUCUGAUGUGGAACUGGAUUUCUAAUUAUGCAUGAAUCCAAAUCGAAAAGUGAAUUUAUUUUUAUUUUUACAGUCUUUUAACUAAAGACUGUAGUUGUAUAUUAAAACAUGUAUAUUGAUAAAGAAUUUAUAAAAUUAGUGCAUGUUCUAUGACAAUUACUAUUUUAUGCCUCUAAGCAAAUUAUUGGCUUCUAAACAGGGCCUAUUACUGGGUUGUUUAGCGUUUUCUAUCACUUGCUAUUAAGGAUAGCUCAAGUACCAUAAGCUAAAUUAAGGUUAAGGUAAAUUGCAUUUCAAGUUCUGAUUCAGAUUGUUUCCCACAUAGGCCUAAUUCACUUAAUUUCCAGCAAUGCAGAGGGAAAUAGAUGGUACUAGGAUAGCUGAAUAAUAUAAUUUUUUACACAUCUCUGAUUGACUUGGAGCAGAAUUUCUUUCAAACUUGGAUAAUAUCUUUUGUCAUUAAAAAAGACACUGCUGAAGGAAAUCAGUUUGACUCUAAAUUAAGUAAAGAAUAUUUUUCAAAUCAUUAAAAAUAUGUCUUUUGAACUUGUAUUAUGCUUUAAAGUGAAAGAUGUGGCAACUGAAAAAAUUUUAUAAUAAAAUUUCUAUAAAUAUCUUGGCUGAUUGUUUAAAAAUAAUUUUUAUUAUGCCUUAACAUAAAGAUAACUUUCCAGAUACACAAAAUUUCCACAACUUUUGAAGAUUUUCAUAAAGACAUGGAAUUACUAUUUAACAUUCUAUUUUAAUACUGUAUAGUAAAUUGAUAAAAAAAUUACUGUAUGGGGUGCUAGCUUGUUUUGAUAGAUUUAAAAAAGGUUACAUAAUUAAUCAGUUCAAUUGUUUGUGGACUCUGAAAUAUUACACUGAGGUAUACAAAGUCCAGGUCAGUUGAUAUAUUAUAUUUGUAAAUUAACUGAUGGUUGGAUUUGUCAAGUUUAUGGACUAAUCUUUUUGCAUAAGUUAAUGAAUGUCAUGAAUUCAAAUGCUGUUCAUUGAGUGUUGCUAAGUUUUAAUAUAAUUUCCUUUACUACUGUCAAAUGAGUAGUAUUUCAAACAAAAAGUAACCAUAUAGUAUUAUUAAGAUAAGAUAAAACCUGAUUUAGAAUUUAUGUCAAGUAUAAUUCUUAAUUUUGAUUUAAAAGUUCUGUUAGUGAUUAGGAAAUUGGUUUACCAAAGUACAUUUAAUCUACUAAAUUUAGAGAGGUUUGUGAUUUUAUAUUUAUUUUAAAAUGUAUCUCAUGUGUACAUGCUCUUUUUAUAUAUUCCAGUCUUUAUCAUCAGUAAAUAUCAGUUUGAAAGUGUAGGGAGUUCACAAAAGAAUUCUAACAUUAAAAGCAUUGAAGGUCAACAUAUCUGUAGAUGUGUUAUUGUGGCUGUGAUAUUAUAGUUACAGCUACUGCUGCUGCUGUCAAGGUUAGUCUUAAGAUUACCCUCACAAUCAGUUAUUUAUAGAUUUUCUUCUUUAUUCUGCAUUUUCAGGAUAAUAGUGAGUAAUCUCAUUAGAUAUCACUUAGAUUUAAGUACUGUUAAUUGUCCUUGCAUAUGAAUUUUAUAAGUAUAGAUGGAUUACAUGUGUGAAUUUUAGAUUUUAUGUCUCUAGAUAGAUUGUUAUAUACAUUUAAUGUGAAUUUCAUUAAUAUUAAAUAUAAGUAUAAUUCAGUACUUGUUCAGCAUUUAUUAAAAACAUAGAUAUUUGUUAGUAUAUACAAUGUAUCAGAUAGGCUUAAGAUACUUUACCUAAAGAUGUUCAACAUAUAAGUGUUGCAAGUGUAGAUGUACUUUCCCAUAUACUAUAUUUAAGAAGGACUAAGAGAUUAUUUUAUAAACAGACAGGUCAGAUCUAAAUAUGAUAAUGUUGAAAGUUGUAUUUUUAUUAAAAAUGACCAAUAACCACAAAUAAAAUAGUUUUUAUACUCAGCAUUUUACUUUUACAGAUACAUCAGAGAAUCAGCACUUAUUAGCCAUUUUUAAUGUACAUAAGGCUAAACAUGAACUAAAGUGUUGAAUGAAAAAUUAAUUUGUUGUCACUUAUAAUGCCAGUGAUGUCCUAUCAUCUAAUGAUAAAAGGUUUUUUUUAAGAUUUAUUUUUAAGUAAUUACUAGCGAGUAAUAUUUUUUUUAGAACAUUAAAUACAAUUUCUUGAUAUUUGAUUACAGAAGUAGAUAUCAGCAAGCUCUAAUCUGCACUCAGGAAUAAUAUUUCUGUUUUAGUAAAGGUUAACUAAUUUCCAAUAUCCUUUGUUAUAACAAACACAAGACUUUUGGAAAAAUUAUCCAAAUCUACAAGCAAUAAGUUGUUUGGUAUCUUAAAUUGGUGAAAAAUAUACAAAUUAAAUUGUCUUUUAUCAGUGUGAAAAAGAAAGAAGCUAAAUUGCUUUAGUAAAUACUUGUCCUGUGUAUUACCACACUAAAACUAGGUUGGCCAUAUUUAGAUACCAAUCUCUUAAAACCAAACUACUCAAUAUUAGACAAAUAGGUUAUCAUUGGAUUGCCUAAUUAUACUUUUUUUUUUAAGAGGUAUGCUUUGAAUUGGGUCUUUUUGAAAUGUAUUACUGUUUUCCAUAUACAUAUGAUAGAGAAUUAGAUAUUUCUUUACAUUCUUUGUAGAUGUAUAUGUACUUCACUGAUUCAUGAUAACUGUGUUAAAUUGUAAGUUAUAGACUUAAGGUAGGUAAAAUUUAUGUAAUUUUGUCACUAAAUUAAUGUGAACAGAAGAAAAAAUCCAGUUGGUCUUUAACUGAAAGGGAAUAGACAUUCAAUGAAAAUAAUUUCCUGAGGAGUGCCAUCUAAAAAACUUGACAAAAGACAUAAUGGAUGUUUGAAAAGUACUGUGGAAUGAUCUUAUUCAAACUUUGGGGUUGGAAGAAGAACUUAUAAACAUUAUACAGCAAGUUUUACAGGUACAUGCAUGAAGAUAUAGUGAUUUGAGCCUAAAGACUUGGAAGUAUAGCUGUUUGCCUUCAACUUGGUAAUCCAGCAGACAUCUUAAAAAAAGGUAACCUUGAUAUUCUACCUGAGAAACAGAAGCCAAAGUUUACUGGGUACAGAGAGUAGGUAUGCACCUACAUGGGUAUGUGUGUGUGUGUGUGUGUGUGUGCAUUUCACUAUUUUGGAUGAAGCAGGUUUUCAAGUAGUUCUUCAGUCACAAGUGAACGCAGCUGGAACAGGCAUUGAAGUGACAGAACUUGUGAAGUAUAAAGGUACUCAUUCAACCAUGAUAAUAAAGGAUGUGGCUAUGUUGUGUUAAGAUUUUAACCGUAUUGUUUUGUGUUUUUCAUAUUUAUACAUUUCUAGAUCUUUACAGGUAAUACAUGUUUGCAACUCUGUUUGAUGUUUGAAAAUAUGUUUGAUAUAUGAAUAAAAUAUUAAAAUGUA
This is a messenger RNA of Limulus polyphemus (Atlantic horseshoe crab), 7470 nucleotides long. RefSeq names its product period circadian protein-like. Gene Ontology annotation, cellular component: nucleus; cytoplasm. The transcript is spliced from 21 exons. Bases 302 to 3316 code for a protein of 1004 amino acids. Gene Ontology annotation, molecular function: transcription cis-regulatory region binding; transcription corepressor binding. Gene Ontology annotation, biological process: negative regulation of transcription by RNA polymerase II; circadian regulation of gene expression; entrainment of circadian clock by photoperiod. Lineage: Eukaryota; Metazoa; Arthropoda; Merostomata; Xiphosura; Limulidae. The record is from RefSeq and is a predicted model, not a curated record.